AUGACGUUUUUAAUGAAAAAGAAGAAGUUUAGGUUCCAGGUAAAUUUCACUCUUGAGGAACUAACGGCUGUGCCGUUUGUCAACGGAAUGCUUUUUUGCAAGAUCAGAUUGCUGGACGGUGGAGACUUCUCAAUUUCAUCAUCCAGAGAGGAGGUACAGGAGAACUGUGUUCGCUGGCGAAAGCGAUUCUCCUUCGUGUGCAAGAUGAGUGCUAGUUCCGCCACAGGGGUUCUUGACCCCUGCAUCUGCAGAGUGUCUGUACGCAAGGAGCUGAAGGGAGGGAAGGCAUUCUCAAAGGUGGGCUUUGCAGAUCUGAACUUAGCAGAGUUCGCAGGCUCUGGCUCAACUGUUCGCUGCUGCAUACUGGAGGGCUAUGACACCAAAAACACACGCCAAGACAACUCUAUCUUAAAGGUCACCAUUGGUAUGACUCUACUGUCUGGAGACCCCUGCUUUAAAACACCCACAAGCACAGCGAAAACCAUCUCUAUCGUGGGGCAGCAGGACCCCUCUCUGCAGCUGGACUGUAAGGGGGAGGGCACUGAGGCCAACUCAACUCCACCCACAGGCAUCUCUUCUGGUCGUCAGCUCAAACCCCAGUCACCUGCCACCAGCACAGGUUUGGAGGGUUUGGAUGAGAGUUUGUCCAGUCCAGAUGAGGUGUUCCACACGGGUCACUCUCGUAACAAUAGCUAUGCCAGUCAGCACAGUAAAGUAUCAGGGUACAGCACAGGGCACUCGCGCUCGUCCAGUCUGACGGAUCUCACACAGCACCGCCGAAACACCUCUUCCAGCAGCAGUGCCUCAGGUGGUGUUACUACGACAACCGAAGGAGGCGUGGAUGCAGAGAAAGAACCUGUCCGUCCAGAGAGACCACCGCGUCCCCCGCCCCCACGCCCCAGCCUGCUCCCCAACAGACCCUCCAGAAGGAAGAAGGAUACAGUGGAGAGCCAUCCCACCCGAGUGGACGACACACGUAUCGAUGCUGAUGACAUCGUGGAAAAGAUCGUACAGAGUCAGAACUUCACAGAUGUCAGCAACAACGAAGACAGUAACCUGUGUCUGUUUGUCAGUAAGGAUGGCACUACUGCUCUCAGUGGUAUUCAGCUGGCCAGCAGGAUGUCAGCUGGAGUCUAUGAACCAGUUGUGAUAGAGAGUCACUAAUGUCCUGGAGACACUUGCUACAAUACAUUUCUCCC
Messenger RNA from Chanos chanos (milkfish), 1199 nucleotides. RefSeq names its product estrogen-induced osteoclastogenesis regulator 1b (gene eeig1b). Bases 1 to 1164 code for a protein of 387 amino acids. The transcript is spliced from 11 exons. NCBI's taxonomy places the organism in Eukaryota, Metazoa, Chordata, Actinopteri, Gonorynchiformes, Chanidae. The record is from RefSeq and is a predicted model, not a curated record.